Gorilla gorilla gorilla (western lowland gorilla) is the source of this 4145-nucleotide messenger RNA. Its product is annotated as collagen alpha-1(I) chain-like. Lineage: Eukaryota; Metazoa; Chordata; Mammalia; Primates; Hominidae. The record is from RefSeq and is a predicted model, not a curated record. The transcript is spliced from 4 exons. Bases 1 to 1593 code for a protein of 530 amino acids.
AUGACGUGGGUGUCCUGCAGGGGAAGCUGGCAUUUUUAUUUUGGAGCUGAACACACAUGUGGCCCAAGCAUCAGAGAAGCUAUGGGAGGAUCUGGGGUUGACAGAACAGCUGCAGGCCCAGGUACUUCCCACACCAGUGAGGGCAGCCAGCAGGCAAACGCCAAUGGGCACGAGUCGCCACAAUAUCUGUCGAGGUGUGGGGAGGGUUUCCCCACUUGUGGCUCUGCACAGCGUGCGCGCGCGUCUGUCCUGGGGUCCCGUCCCUGCGGGGACGAGGCCGGGGUCCCCGCGCGAGCCCAGCGGACCUGGGCAGUGCGGGGGUCCGACCGCCCGCCACGGGGGGACAGGGACCGCAGCCGCCAAAUCCGCGGGGCCGGGGGCCGAGGAGACUUUCCUUUCCGCGUUAGCCGGGGCCACCCCCGCCAGAGGGAAAGCACCAAAGGAAAAACCAGGACAGGGACACCGGGGGCGGGAGGAGCGGCCGCCUGCAGGCACCAGCGGAGGGGCGCGGGGUGCCCGGCCCCCGCCCCGCCCCGCGCGGCCCCCGGCCACAGCCCCGCGCGCCCCGACGCCCCGCCUGCGCCGCGGGCCCGAGUAGUGGGCGCGGGGCGGCCCGCUCGGCUCCUCCGCACCCGCUCCCCGCUCGGGCCGAGGCGCCGCGGCCGCGCGCCCCUCCUGGAGGAGGAGGAGGAAGGAGGCGGGAGGAGGAGUUGCCGAGAGGAGAAGGCGAGCGCGGCAGUCGCGCCGGCGCUGGGCGAGGAAGCGGAGCCGGGCCGCCUCCGGGUAAGCGUCCGGGGAGCUCGGGAGGGAGGCAGGGGCAGGGCUUCGCCGUCCGCCUCCGGCUCGCCCGCGGUCCGGGGCACCGUCCGCGGGGCUGGUUUUCGCCUCGGAGUGCAGGGGGCGGAUCCGGCGCGGGCCGGGCCAGGAAGGCCGCCGGGCGCGGGGCUGCAGCGGCGGGUCUGGGUCAGCGCGAGGCCGUGCGCCGUCUCGGCGGGUGCGCGGGCGGGGGCCAGGGCCGGGGAACGGGGGCCGGGGCCAGUCCCGGGAGCGGGGACGCGGAAACCGGGGAGCCGGGGCCGGGGCGCGGCGGCCCCUGAAGGGCCGAGGCCUGUGCGGCCGCGGGCGGCUCUUCUCGACCCCUCGGCCUCUUCGGCCGCGGCGCGCCGGCCUGGGCCGCCGCCUUUGUUGCCCGCAGCUCGCCCGGGAGAGGCCGGGGCUCCGCGAGGCCUGGGCAGCGGCGCGGGGCCUGCGCGGCUCUGCGCCCCGGCCGGGUCCCUCCUCGGACCUCCGCGGGCUCGGGCUCGGGCUCGGGGUCGGGGCGCGGCGAGGCCGCAGGCGCGAGGGCGGGCCUGGGGCGCGGCGCUGGGACUCGGGGACGCCCCCGCCCCACCGCGAGGUCGCGCCGGCGCUGGUGGAGGUGCAGGCCGGGGCUGCUCUGCGGCUGAAGCUGCCGCCGGCCGGCCGCGCACUCACCCGGGUGUAGGGACGGGACGAUUGUGGAAUUUAAACCGCUCCUGGGACCGACACGGGCCUGAAUUUUCAGUUUGCUUCGGGAGUUGGCAACUUCAGAAAAUGGCUCCAAAGGUUAAAUGAAGCAGGAAAAAUACAUAGAUGCAGCCUUGCAGCCUCUCCAGAUGUUUGGGGAUAAUAUUCCAGAUAGAAAUAUUGAUCCCUUGGAUUAGGUAACUAGUCAUAAUGAAGAAAAUUAGUCUUAAAACCUUACGGAAAUCUUUUAACUUGAAUAAAAGUAAAGAAGAAACUGAUUUCAUGGUAGUACAACAACCAUCGCUAGCCAGUGACUUUGGAAAAGAUGAUUCCUUAUUUGGUAGCUGCUAUGGUAAAGAUAUGGCCAGCUGCGAUAUCAACGGUGAAGAUGAAAAAAGCGGAAAAAACAGAUCAAAAAGCGAGAGCCUGAUGGGUACGCUAAAAAGGCGGCUUUCUGCAAAACAGAAGUCAAAAGGCAAGGCGGGCACACCCUCUGGGAGCUCUGCCGAUGAGGACACCUUCUCCUCCUCCUCAGCACCCAUAGUCUUUAAAGACGUGAGAGCUCAGAGGCCGAUAAGGUCCACCUCGCUCCGCAGCCAUCACUACAGUCCCACGCCGUGGCCUCUGCGGCCCACAAACUCCGAAGAGACCUGCAUCAAGAUGGAGGUGAGAGUCAAGGCCUUGGUUCACUCUUCCAGCCCGAGUCCAGCCCUGAAUGGCGUCCGGAAGGAUUUCCACGACCUCCAGUCUGAGACCACGUGCCAGGAGCAAGCCAAUUCACUGAAGAGCUCGGCUUCUCAUAAUGGAGACCUGCAUCUUCACCUGGAUGAACAUGUGCCUGUCGUUAUUGGACUUAUGCCUCAGGACUACAUUCAGUAUACUGUGCCUUUAGAUGAGGGGAUGUAUCCUUUGGAAGGAUCACGGAGCUAUUGUCUGGACAGCUCUUCUCCCAUGGAAGUCUCUGCGGUUCCUCCUCAAGUGGGAGGGCGCGCUUUCCCCGAGGAUGAGAGUCAGGUAGACCAGGACCUAGUUGUCGCCCCAGAGAUCUUUGUGGAUCAGUCCGUGAAUGGCUUGUUGAUUGGCACCACGGGAGUCAUGUUGCAGAGCCCGAGAGCGGGUCACGAUGAUGUCCCUCCACUCUCACCAUUGCUACCUCCAAUGCAGAAUAAUCAAAUCCAAAGGAACUUCAGUGGACUCACUGGCACAGAAGCCCACGUGGCUGAAAGUAUGCGCUGUCAUUUGAAUUUUGAUCCGAACUCUGCUCCUGGGGUUGCAAGAGUUUAUGACUCAGUGCAAAGUAGUGGUCCCAUGGUUGUGACAAGCCUUACAGAGGAGCUGAAAAAACUUGCAAAGCAAGGAUGGUACUGGGGACCAAUCACACGUUGGGAGGCAGAAGGGAAGCUAGCAAACGUGCCAGAUGGUUCUUUUCUUGUUCGGGACAGUUCUGACGACCGUUACCUUUUAAGCUUGAGCUUUCGCUCCCAUGGUAAAACACUUCACACUAGAAUUGAGCACUCAAAUGGUAGGUUUAGCUUUUAUGAACAGCCAGAUGUGGAAGGACAUACAUCCAUAGUUGAUCUAAUUGAGCAUUCAAUCAGGGACUCUGAAAAUGGAGCUUUUUGUUAUUCAAGGUCUCGGCUGCCUGGAUCUGCAACUUACCCCGUCAGACUUACCAACCCAGUGUCCCGGUUCAUGCAGGUGCGCUCGUUGCAGUACCUGUGUCGUUUUGUUAUACGUCAGUAUACCAGAAUAGACUUAAUUCAGAAACUGCCUUUGCCAAACAAAAUGAAGGAUUAUUUACAGGAGAAGCACUACUGAAAGAUUGAGAACCCUGCAUCUUGCACUUUGGGAAUAAGAACAAGAGAUUGAAAUACAGUUUACAAACUUUUCAUUGCCAUCAAAAUCUUUUGCUGCCAUAACUAUUUCAGUUUUAUGUGUAAAAGAGUCAUCAGUUUGUUUAGGGGUGGGGAAGUGUCAGCAAGGUGUCUUGGGUUUAUUUUGGUUCUUUAAAAAAGGGAAGUCUUGAGGUUUUAGAGGUGUGAAUUAUGUUUCAUCAAUGUGCAGAAUAAUCACAAUGUGAAUUAUUAAAUUCUCCUCAAUGCCCCCCCGCCCAGUCCUUUGCUGCUAUCCACUGUGAUUUUUAUGCAUUAAAAGCACAUUUCAUGUGUAUUCAACCCUAAGUAAAGUUGAAUGAAACUUAACAGAAUGGAAAUUGCUAUGUCUUUUUAAAUGGUCCAUUUUCAAAAGACAGUGUUGAAUAAACAUACCUGCGUGAUAAAACACAGAAUUUACAUAUACACUGAAGAUGAGUUUUUAAUCUCUUACUUUAAAAAGAUUUAUUUAGAAUCGUGAAUUGACAUAAUCUUGGGUAAUGGAACGGAGAUCUGCAUCAUAUCUUUUAACAACACUUUUUUCUAAAUUAUUUCUAAGGUUGUGCUAAUUCUUUUGGUUGUGAAAAGUUGAGUUUUUCUGUUGCCUUCGUUUUCAUCUUCUAGUUUGUCUAUUUUAAUAAAUGGCCUUACAUUAAAAAAUUGUAAAGAAGUGUAUACCACCAAUUUAGAAAUUGUUGCCUUUUCUGUAAUUAAACUUGGGUACAAAUUGGCAUAACAUGAAAACCUAUGGAACUAGAAUUAUUAUUAAAGAAAUAUUAGAUGAUCAUA